Messenger RNA from Epithele typhae, 1515 nucleotides. RefSeq names its product glyoxylate dehydrogenase. The coding region runs from base 1 to 1515 and encodes 504 amino acids. Gene Ontology annotation, molecular function: heme binding; oxidoreductase activity. The record is from RefSeq and is a predicted model, not a curated record. Lineage: Eukaryota; Fungi; Basidiomycota; Agaricomycetes; Polyporales; Epitheliaceae. The transcript has 12 exons.
AUGGCGAACGUUCACACCCUCACAGGUCCCGAGGUCGCUGAGCACGCAAGCCGUGAUAGCUGCUGGAUCAUCGUUCACGGCAAAGUUUACGACGUGACUGACUUCUUGGACGAGCACCCGGGCGGGUCCAAGAUCAUUCUCAAGUACGCCGGAAAGGACGCAACCGAGGCAUAUGAUCCCAUUCACCCUCCGGACGCUAUCACCACCAACCUUCCCGUCGAGAAACACCUCGGCGCCAUUGAUGCCAGCACCGUUGCGAAGGUUGUAAAGGAGGUGACCGAGGAAGAGAAGAUGAGGCUCGCGCUCAUGGACGCGCGGCCGCCUCUCGAAAACAUUAUCAACAUGCAUGAUUUCGAAAACGUUGCCAGGACGGUGCUCCCUGCGAAGUCCUGGGCAUACUACUCUUCUGCAUCCGACGAUGAAAUCACUCUUCGUGAGAACCGCAUGGCCUACCAGAGGGUUUGGUUCCGUCCACGGAUCUUGCGAGAUGUCUCCUCAGUUGACUGGUCACACACCAUCCUCGGUCAGAAGUCGACGCUUCCCUUGUACAUCUCUGCCACUGCCCUCGGCAAACUUGGCCACCCCGAUGGUGAGCUUUGCCUGACCCGCGCCGCUGCCAACUACGGCGUCAUUCAGAUGAUCGCGACGCUCGCCUCCGUCUCAUUCGAUGACAUCAUGGACGCCGCGGCCCCCGGCCAGAUCUUCUUCCUCCAGCUCUACGUCAACCGCGACCGCGAGAUCACGCGCAAGUACGUGCAGCACGCCGAGAAGCGGGGCAUCAAGGGCCUCUUCAUCACUGUCGACGCGCCCCAGCUUGGUCGGCGUGAGAAGGACAUGCGCAUGAAGGCCGUCGACGACGAUGCCGGUGCCAAGGUCCAGGAGGGGCAGUCCGAUGUCAAGAAGGACCAGGGCGUUGCGCGCGCGAUCUCGUCGUUCAUCGAUCCUAGCCUGUCGUGGAAGGACAUCCCGUGGUUCCAGAGCAUCACCAAGAUGCCCAUCAUCCUCAAAGGUAUCGGCUGCGCGGAGGACGCGGUCCUCGCAUACGAGGCCGGUGUCCAGGGCAUCGUUCUCUCCAACCACGGCGGUCGGCAACUCGACACCGCGCGCUCCGGCAUCGAAGUCCUCGUCGAGGUCGUCACCGCCCUCCGCCUCCGCGGCUACUUCCCGGACCCCAAGUUCGAGAUCUACGUCGACGGCGGUGUGCGCCGCGCGUCCGACGUCCUCAAGGCGAUCGCGCUGGGCGCGUCCGCCGUCGGCGUCGGCCGGCCGUUCCUCUACGCGUUCUGCGCGUACGGACAGGAGGGCGUGGAGAAGGCGAUCCAGAUCUUCCGGGACGAGUUCGAGAUGAACAUGCGCCUGCUCGGCGCGAAGGCGAUCAAGGACGUCGUGCCCGAGAUGGUCGACGCGAGCUCGCUGAAGAGCCACUUCGUGAUGACCCCCGAGGACAACCUCUUCAACAACACUUACCAGCCGCUCGGGCUCGCGAAGUUCAAGGACGUCAAGGCCCGGAUGUAG